AUGUCAGAUAGCGAAUCAGACGACUUCUCAGACGUUGGUACGGUGAUCGACUUCGGCUUGGGUGCGGUCAGUGAGGCCCAAUGCCAGUUUCGAUUCAACUCAGACGGCAUCUAUACCCCGCGCGAGACUGCAGUGUUGGUCCGCUGUUCCUUAGCCGACAUUAUUCACGGCCAAGCUAGUCUAGAUGAUGCCACCCCAUGUGUCCUAGUUGUUUUCGAUUUUCAGCUGGACCGGAUCAAAGCGACGCGAAGGAUACGCCAAGCCAUCAUAAGCCUCACUCUACCCGAGGGCAUUCGCGUGCGCAAAGGAGGCCUCUCGCCGAAGGGAAGAGUUUCAUUCCACCCACAAGCAAUGACUCUCUCGCGCAGUAAUGAGAGUAGUCUGUCCGCAGGCUUGUGUUAUGGUGCCUCCAUCGAAUGCGGUGUCAAACGCAGCGAGACGGUCAGCUUGGACACGACGGAGUACGCCACUGUUAAUGGAUGGACAACACGACAACCGAAGGGCAGAGUAAAUGACCAACGGCCGCAUAAUUGCGUCAAAUGGGCGCUAAUGGAGAACCCCGCCCUGCCCAAACACGGUGUCCCGCCUCAUUUUCGUGCCGCUGUCUUACUUGAGCGGUGUAAUGGAAAUACGAUGGACAGACCCUUCGUCCUCGAAAUGGAAAUCAAGUCUUCCGUUGAUCUGAAAACAUCGAUCGAGAAUUUGACGGAGAUGUUUGGCAAGGUGCCUCGAGGUUGUUUGAGAGUUGAUCCCUUCAAACAAUCCACCGAAAACCUGCGCAAGUAUGAUUCGAAACAGCUUGCGGAUGUAGUGGGUGACCUUUGGGGAUUGUCUUCUGGCGCCUUAGAGACUGAGUCAUUUUCAAGAGACUUUGUACGGUAG
Molecule: messenger RNA, 882 nt
Organism: Colletotrichum costaricense
Lineage: Eukaryota; Fungi; Ascomycota; Sordariomycetes; Glomerellales; Glomerellaceae
Exons: 1
Coding region: 1-882 (293 amino acids)
Source: RefSeq, a predicted model, not a curated record